Molecule: messenger RNA, 1599 nt
Organism: Paramecium octaurelia
Lineage: Eukaryota; Ciliophora; Oligohymenophorea; Peniculida; Parameciidae
Source: the annotation of a GenBank genome assembly
AUGGAUCAAGAUCAUUUCAAGCAUAUUCUAUGCGAAACGCAUAAGCUGCCAAUUAAUAGAAUAAUCAAAGAGAAAAAAGAAAAGUCUUCAAAAAGAGCUUUAUGUUUUAAAUGUGAUGGUUAAGGAGAAUCAAUAUUUAAAAUUUAUCAGAUUUUGGAUACCUUGUAAGUGAUCUUUUUACCCGUUCAUCAAACUUAUAACAAAUUUAGAAACAGAUUAUAAGCUCUUAAGUUAGAGAUUAAUAAAAUAAUUGAAAAAGUUUGCUCUUCUAUUGAAGGAACAAUUGAUUAAAGUGAAUUUGAGGUAUCUAAACUAGAGAAAUAUCUUAAUUAUCAAAAAAACUGUCGAGAGUUUACAUUAGAUGAUUUAGAGAUAAUAUCAGAUUUCAUUUAUAAUGGUGAACCAGAGGAAAACCCUCUUGUUAAAUCCACUAAAUUAGCACGCGAUUUCGAAAAAAACUGGAAAAAUCAAUUAGUUAUACUUUUUGAAACGAUAAUUAAAUUGAUAAAAGGGCCUGACUAUUCAUACAUCCCUUAGAUAGUGAAACAAAAUCCUUAAAGCGAAAAGAAAAAUGACUAAAUCAUAUCUUCUGUCUUACCAUUGAAUAUACCUUUAUAAUAGCCAUCAGAGUAAAGAUCAACAAUAUUUGGAAACAGUAGUUUAUCGUAUGUAAAAAAAAAGGAAUUUAAAACCAGUUUAGUGUCUGCAGCGAUUUUCAAUUCAAAUGGGAAUAUGUUAUUUUAAGGAUAAUAUCCAUACAACUGUUAGAAUUUGGAAAUCAAAUCAGUUGAGUAAAAUUUUGAUAUUAAAAAUCAAUAAGUUUAAUAAGAUUAUGAUGAAAAUAUGAAUUAACAAGCUACUGCAUUAACUUUCAAUGAAUCUAAUAAUUUACUAUUUGUUGGAUAUGAAAAUGGGAAUAUUUCGACUUAUUAAUAUACCAAUAACAUUUGGAAUAAAAAGGAUCACUGUAACGCACAUAAUGAUAGGAUAAAUUUUUUGAUUGCAAAUUAAAAGCACGCAUAGUUAAUUUCAGUAGUGGGAUAUGAAAGUAUUAAAUGCUUUCAUUAUUAAGACAGUAUUAAGCCAUCUCGUAAAGAAAUAGAUUCAAUUUAUAAAAUUAGUGAUGUAUAAAUAAAUAAAGAAUCUGAUUAUUUGUUUGCUAUUGGAGAUGGCGAGUUACAUAUUUUUAAUAAUUCCUAAGACUAUUUUUCUUAAUUUUAAAAGAUAUCUUUAGAAAAUUAGAAGAUAACUUGUAUAACUACCACAAGAAAGUAAAUUUAUAUCGGAUCAGAUUUUGGAAAUAUAUAUAUCUAUGAACAGAACAACAACAACCUGUUUGAGUAAGUUUGUACAAGUAAUUUAAUAUAAAAAAAUUUGUCAUAAAUAAAGUAUAAUGAAGAGAACAAAUUAUUAAUAGUUCUUUUAGAUAAUUAGGUGAGUAUUCAUUAAAAAAGGUCAGACAAUUAGUUUGUUCAAAUACAAGAAAUUACUGGAGAAUAUUCUCUUAUUUGCUUCUAAAACAAUUAGAAAUCUUCUCAAAUUAUCUUGUAUUGCUAAGAUCAAUAUAUGGCAUUUCAUUACAUAAUGCAAAGAAAUUGA